AGCGAACAGCAGGGGGCGGUGUGAAAUAAGAGCCUGGAGGAAAACUUCAGUGACCAAAGAGGAAAAGGAAGUAAAGAAGAGGCGCGCGCUCUGUUUGUGUUUGAAUCACGGAAACGAUUUGUCUGCUCCACCAAAAUGGCUCAGGGUCAUAAAUUUCAGGACCUGGAGGAGAUGGGGGAGGCGUUGUUGGAGUACAUCAACAGCAGCCAAACUGAAAAACUGAGACUGAUGAAAGCCGAACAUCAGACCCUUUUUGACCAGCACAUAGAAACCAAGAAGAUCGUAACAAAGAUCCUUAAAGAAGAAGCUCAGAUUGCGGAAAGUUUCGGCCAGCAGCUGCUGGACAUAGAGGAGGAAAAGCAGCAAAGGAACCGGGAGCUGCAGAGUGUGGAGGAGCAGCUGAGGCAGUGCAUGGCCAAGAGCCAGAUCACUGAUUCAGAACUACAGUUCCUGAAAGGAGAGUUAGAGAGUUUGAAAAACACCGAACAGCAUCUUGAGACUCUUCAGGGUGAGGUGGAUGAAGACACCACAGAGGUUAUUCCAUCAGCAGUGUACGUGGCCAAGCUGUACUACCUAAUAACCAAGAUCAAGUGGGAAUAUGAUACACCUCUGAACAUCUUAAAAGGAGUGCACUACGGCGCAGACCUGGCAACUCCCAUCAACAUCGACACAUCAACACGCUCUCGGAGUAACGUCAGCGACCAGCUGUGGGGCUUUGUCAGCACUGAAUAGUUGACAAACAGUGUUGGAAUAUUGUCAGAAACGUUGUGUACAUAAUGUAUUUGUUUGUCUGUUAACAUGGUGUUUGUUGUUUUUAAAUGUAAU
This is a messenger RNA of Solea senegalensis (Senegalese sole), 825 nucleotides long. Its product is annotated as kinetochore protein Spc24-like. The transcript has 6 exons. Bases 136 to 732 code for a protein of 198 amino acids. NCBI's taxonomy places the organism in Eukaryota, Metazoa, Chordata, Actinopteri, Pleuronectiformes, Soleidae. The record is from RefSeq and is a predicted model, not a curated record.